CUGUAUUUGUAAAAGCAGAUUAAGGUCAUCUUUACUGAUUGUUUGAGCUUUGACUUGAAUCUCCAUUUCUUUAGGCCCAGGAGCGCUUCCAGAGCUACCCCCCCUGGGCUCUGGUCAUGUGCUUUGCUCUGAUCGUUCUGGCCAUGCUUCCUCUUCCCGUCAUCUUCAUCGCCCGCCACUUUAACCUGAUGACCGACGGCUCCAACAAGCUGUCCGUCACGUACCGCAAAUCCAUGAUGAAGGACAUUUCCAACCUCGAGGAGCAGGACGAGGCCAGGUUCAUCCUCGGUGCCAAGGCCGGCGAGGCCCCGUUGUCAGGUCCAGGACGCAGACCCUACGUUACUCCAAGGGGGAACACGUCUUUGGACCCUAAUUCUCUUUCUCCAAACGUCUGCUACGGUACGAGCUACCAAAAUGCUGCGAUAAGCCCCACCACACCAACGACGCCACCGACACCUGUUACACCUGUUACACCAGAGUCGGACUCCUGAAGACCCCUCUUGCACGCACUUCCCACCAAGGAUUCCCAUCACUGCCCCCGCUGACAUCACAUGAAGCCAUAAAGUUUAUAUACAAGCACAUGCUUCUUAAAGCAUCACCUAUGGAACAGCCUGAAUGUAGAAAUGUCUCCAUGUCGCUCAUCAUCUGGACAAGAACUUGGCUUAGAGGUAAAAUGCCAAAAUGAUAACAUCUGAAUAUGUUUGGAGGGGAUUUCUUUGAUCUGCUCCCCUUUUCUUCAGUUUAAGGAUCUUAAGCAGACAAAAACCCAUAAAAGAUGAUUGAUUUUCACUCAGACAACUGAGGCAAACGAAUGUUUGGUUAUUUAAACCCAUAAAACCAAACGUCCGUAACAAUCCUGACUGUCAAAGCCAUAAACAGCACAACGUAAUCCAAGUUAUUUUCUGUCAGAUAAUAUGCAGUGGGUCUGAACUGAACACAGACAUGCACACACUUUAGUCUAGAAUCUCCUUUUACAUGAGUCCAUGUCACAAAAUGUUACAAAAAGCUGCUCUGAAGACACUUAUUUAUGUUUUAUUUUCACCCAAAGUCAAACCUCCUGCAGGAGUUUAUGUACCAGUCCUUGUUAUUUUUGUAAAUAAUAGUGUAAAGUCUAGUAGUAAGAGCUAAGAUAACGUAAUUUCUCCUAUGUGGAGAUCAAAGCAGCAAAGUCCUCAUCCAUGACGUCCAUGACACAUACUGUUACGAGUUCUAUAAAGAAAACAAUGUUCUUUUGUUUUUUUAACAAAGAGUAAAAAAGUACAUAAAACAUUUUAAAUUUAGCACAAAAAAUAAUAAUUUUGAAGCAAUAGGUUGAGUUUUAUGAAGUGGGAUUCUGUGGAAAGAGUAUAAACAGUUAACAUCGUACCUGUUUUAGAUCUUCUUUGCUUAAUUUCAAAAUCAAUAACUCAUUAACAAACGUUGAUUUAUGAACCUUCAUGUAGCUGUAGAUUUUACCUAAAUGACUAUUUACAUGAAAAUGUGAAUAUUUGCAAACUAGUAGCAGAUCGCUGUAGUUAAUUCAUGCAAGAAAAUAUUUCUGCAUGAGUAAUGUAGUUAUGUAAAAUUAAUGGUGCAAAUGUUUACAAAAAAGAGUUUGGAUAAAAUGCUAAGAAAUUAUUUAGACUGGGGUUGUUUUGGGGCAAUAUAUUUCCACUUUGAUCAUGCUAGUCAUUAGCUCAUCAUUUCUCUAAACUGAGGGCGUUCAAGAAGCAAUCUACAACAGGUAAGAUAUUCAUUGUUUAUUAUCUGUCCACAAAA
Molecule: messenger RNA, 1758 nt
Organism: Austrofundulus limnaeus
Lineage: Eukaryota; Metazoa; Chordata; Actinopteri; Cyprinodontiformes; Rivulidae
Product: sodium-dependent neutral amino acid transporter SLC6A17-like
Exons: 1
Coding region: 117-491 (124 amino acids)
Source: RefSeq, a predicted model, not a curated record